Molecule: messenger RNA, 3218 nt
Organism: Plodia interpunctella (Indianmeal moth)
Lineage: Eukaryota; Metazoa; Arthropoda; Insecta; Lepidoptera; Pyralidae
Product: 6-phosphofructo-2-kinase/fructose-2,6-bisphosphatase-like
Exons: 10
Coding region: 478-2190 (570 amino acids)
Biological process (GO): fructose metabolic process; fructose 2,6-bisphosphate metabolic process
Cellular component (GO): cytosol
Molecular function (GO): fructose-2,6-bisphosphate 2-phosphatase activity; 6-phosphofructo-2-kinase activity; ATP binding
Source: RefSeq, a predicted model, not a curated record
AGGCGAGCGUUGUCUGGAUCAUUCUGGACGCUAAAGGUCACCGUCUGGUUACCACAGUCAGUAUGUCUGGCUAGAUAACAAAACAACAGAACUAAAGUGGAAAUGUUCUAAAAUGGAACUAAACAGAUUUGAUCAACUAAAGUGGAAAUGUUUUCAUAUCUUUCCAUUAAAUCUCUAAGAUUAUAAUAAUGUCUAUUUGCUACGAACAGUUGCUAAUUUAGAUAUCCACUUUCAAUUCUUACCAAUUUGUAUAAAUUUCUUAAUUCAAUGGCUCAGCAAACUCCAACAUUAGAAUUUUCACUCUUCUUUUAUGUACUGCGCCACUUCUUUGGACGUCAUCCAGGGAUCUUUAAGGUCCAGUCAUUAAAAUAGAAAUCUCAGUCUCCUCACUUUAUUCAUUAUCUUUCCUAUAAGAACAAAUUAUUUUGAGACUUUAAGAAAUAUAACUUUAUUUUUGAAAAUGAGUGAUCCCGAUUGAUGGCGUUACUCAGCAUCCAGGGCGACAUUUACGUAUAUUUUUGGCUUUUAUACUGCAAAAUAUAUUCGGCGAUCAUAUGGUUGUUCGGUAAUCACUGCCGCGGCACUGAUAAGGUUCGCUCAGUGAUAACUGCUGGAAGCGGCGUCCAGUCCUCGGGAGGCAUUCACAGAGUGCGCACGCGUCGUCGUAGACCACAGCAGCACCGCUCGAAACACAUCGUUGCUUUAGCAAGAAGACCUUCUUUGAGAAGAAUCGUGAUGGCACCAGGAGCAAGCGCAGCGCACGCCAUGAUGGAAGACAAGGAUAAAACUCUUCAUGGAGCUUUGGCUGCUGUAUCGAUGCAUACCCGGCGCAUCAGUCAGUUUGCGCCCCUCCUCAUUGUACUGGUGGGACUACCAGCUCGCGGCAAGAGUCAGCUGGCACAUCGUUUAGCUCGGCAUCUCAACUGGAAUGGAGAAAGCACCAAAGUGUUCGACUGCAGCCAUUACCGCCGCCGUCACAUGGCUCUCUACGGCAGCCACGACAUCUUCCGCGCGGACAACCAACAGGGCUCCGCCAUCCGCCGCCAAAGCGCCAGGGAGGCCGUGCAAGAUGCCGUGCUAUGCCUCAAGGAUGGUCACAGUGUUGCUAUUUUCGACGGCACAAACAUCACUCGCGAGCAGCGUCAGGAGUUAAACGAGUACUGCCUCAAUGAGAUGGGCUUCAGGAUUCUGUUCAUCGAGUGUGUCUGCGAAGACCAAGAACUACUCGAAAGGAACAUCAUUGAGAUCUUGCAUUACUCCGCCGACUACAAGGACAUGAGUGAAGAAGAAGCAGUAGAUGAUUUGAGAAAGAAGUUGGAACAUUACAUGAGGCAGUAUGAGCCAAUUGACGCCGGUGUGGAGGACAUCAGUUUCGUCCGUGUCGAGAAUAUGGGCGAAACAGUGACAGCUCACAAAGUUGCUGGCCAGAAGGAAUCCGGCAUCCUUGGAUAUUUAUCAGGAAUGAGGGCCUUACCGCAGACCUUAUAUUUUACACGGCAUGGCGAGAGCGAGUACAACGUCCUGGGCCGUAUUGGAGGCGACGCGUCCCUCUCUGCCAGGGGUCAGAUAUACGCACAUGCGCUGGCUGAACACAUGAACCCACUGGUCGGCAGGGAAUCGUUCUCUGUGUGGACUUCUGAGCUGCGACGCACCAAGCAAACCGCCGCCGAUAUUAGAGCGCCCAAGCGAGCCGUCAGGGCUCUCAAUGAACUAGAUGCUGGUAUAUGCGAAGGGCUGACUUACGAAGAGAUGCAGGAGCGUUUCCCCCAGGAGUUCGCGUGGCGGGACCAGGACAAGCUGCGGUACCGCUACCCCUGGGGCGAGUCCUACAUCGACAUCAUGACCAGAUUGCGCCCGGUGCUGUCAGCCCUGGAGGAUGAGCAUAACGUCAUCGUCGUGGGUCACCAGGCUGUGCUCAGAUGCAUGCUUGGAUACUUCCUUGAUGCUAAACUUGACGAACUUCCGUACAUGCACGUCCCUCUGCAUACCAUAGUGAAACUGACUUCCUACGGCUACAAGUACAAAGUGGAGAUGAUCAAGAUGCCAAUAGAAUGCGUGGACACACACCGCAUGCAGCCGAAGAACUGCUCAAUCACCCGAACUACCGCCGACGCGUUGGUGACAGUCCCGUCACACUACGACACCCUCCCGUCGAACCUGUGGCAGAACUCAGCCGAGGCACAACUGUAGGGGUGGAGGCGCGACCCUCGCGGUCACCGGACGUUACCACAUCAGCAUUAGGGGGGACCAGCCCCUCGACCCCAAGACACGUCCACGGUUGUGAAAAACCUGGAUAGAACGCGACAUCGCGCGGUCCUUAAGUCUCCACGACUGCUUCAUAGGACUCCUGUGUGAAUCUUACCUAAGUUACAUUGCGUCGAUGUAGCAUUUCCUAGUGACGUCAAUAUGACGUGCCUUUAGUAUUUCCGUUCACUGUAGCUGAAGGAAUGUACUAGUUUUGUGAUGGAACAUCUCGCAUGACAUUGUUUCUUCCAAUUUACUAAUAAGACUGAGAGGAAAUCUUACCCAAUCCAUUAUCAUUCAUUAAAGCUCAUAUACCUAAAUCGUAUUCUUAAUGUGUUCUUUUAGUUAUGUAGACGACUUAGGUAUUUGUUUCGUUUAUUAUUAUGGUUAGAUUGAAAUAAGGUCUUUGAAUUGAAAAUCUACAUGCGGUACUGUAAGUUUCAUUUCUUAUUUGUGUAUAGUAAAAUAUGACGCUAUUUUUGUGGAUAAGUUAGGUUUUAAAAUCGAUGGGUUUUCAUCAUAGACAUAUAAUUUUUUUCUAACUUAAUGGCUUAUCAUUAACAUUGCCGAUAAUUACGUUGAAAAUGGUGUCAGAUGUGUUAAGAUAAGUCGUAUGCGAUUGUUUUAUCAUUCAUAAUUGCGUUUUAUUUUAAACUAUUCUUAAGCCGGGAUUCAUAUCGCAAUUUUACAGUUAACGCUGUUCUGUCUAAAUAUGAGGCGUUAAUAUUUCAGAUUUUGUUUUAGGUAUUUGAUAUUAUGAGGAGUACUUAGAAUAGAAUUUUCCUAAAUAACUGUAUUCCACUGUCGGGCCGUAAUUAAAGAAUAUCGUAAUGUAUGACGUUUACAUACGGAGUUGUUAAGGAUUGAGGUAAGCCUUUGGGCGAUGCAGCAGCAUGUAGCUUCUAUAAUGAAUAAGAUGUUAGUCUUAGACAUUUUUAUUUAGACCUUUUUAUAAUAAUAAAUAAUAAUUAUUA